Egretta garzetta (little egret) is the source of this 9374-nucleotide messenger RNA. It is a transcript of the gene BTBD8, whose product is annotated as BTB domain containing 8. NCBI's taxonomy places the organism in Eukaryota, Metazoa, Chordata, Aves, Pelecaniformes, Ardeidae. The record is from RefSeq and is a predicted model, not a curated record. The coding region runs from base 145 to 4353 and encodes 1402 amino acids. The transcript is spliced from 10 exons.
UGAAUACAUGACUGGAUCCUUGUGUAAGUGUGCAGUAAGUGAACAGAAGCUAUUUUACGAGCAGCAAUUGUUGAGAUCAUUACUUGGCAACAGGCUAAUUUCUGGUUUUAUUUUAAGAACCACAAGAAUGCUGCUUUCCUUUUGAUGGAGAGUGACCGGCUGAUCAAUAGUCUUCCCCAAGUCAAAUGGACAGAGGCAGCUGUGGCCGUGGCAUCAAGGCUACAAGAAGAAUGCGUAACAUUUAUCGUGGCAAACUUCCUACACAUAGUACAAAGUGAAGGCUUCUCUACUUUGUUGCAGGCACAGGCAAUGAGCAGCAAACCUGACCUUCUAGAACUAAUUUUUAAUGCAAUUGAAAAAAGUAUUAGUAAUGACAAUAGCUGCUUUCUUCUUGUAGCCGUGGAUACGUUGUUGGACUCCACAAAUGUGAAGGAGAUGGGUUUUACGUGCAAGAUCCAGGCUCUGCGUGAUAAGCUCUGGGUCUUCCUGGUUCAGUCUUUUUAUGCUGUUCGUCACACAGAAGGCUGGAAGCUGAUGAGGCCAGACCAUCAACAGAAAAUACAAGCAGCUGCAUUUGACAAGGGUGAUGACCGAAGACUUGGCAAAAAACCUGUAUUCACUAGUUCUCAGCUAAACAAAUCUAUUACUGAAUCUGGUAGCAUAAGGAAUACUUCCUGGACAGAACACAGCAAGAAAGACUGCUGGGGAGAUUCUUCCACUAAUCAGGAUAAAAUGAAAUCUGAUGGAUUAGGAGCAUCUGGACAUACAUCAAGCACCAAUAGAAACACUGUUAAUAAGGCUUCAAAGCACGAGGAUGUGAAGGGGAAAGAUGGCAAAAAAAUAGUUUCCAAGAUUACUAAGGAUUCAAAACCUGGGGAAAAAGCUGCUUCGCCAAAGGCUAGGGCUGUUAUAAAGACAAAAAUAGAAAAUAAUGGAAAUGUGAAGGCUGAAAGCAUGCUUACCAAGCAAGAUAUAGAAAAGACAUCAUCUGCAGGUGGACAGAAAAAUUCAGGAAGUGGCAAAGGACUAAAGAACCAUGAAGGAAAAAUUGCAGGUGCCAGACCUAAAGUGCUGACAGUAACUUCAAGUGUGCAGAUCAAAACAAAACCAUUGAAAAAACCUACAGGGAAGGAAUCUCCCUCCUUAGUGACUGUGGCAGGAACUUCCAGCAAGUCAGCAAACGCAAGCGUAGAUAUCCAGACUGCCAGUGAACAAACAGAAGAACCCAAAGAGGAUAAAUUGGUCGAGGAAGGGAAAAAACAGACUGUGAAAACAAAGUCAUCUGUGAAGACAUCAAAUGGAGUCACCAAUAAAAAAAAAAAGACUGAGCUUGAGGCUAAUAUCACAACAAGCAGGUCAUUCAGAGUUCUGCACACUGGAACAGUUAAUGACUACACAAGUCUGACAAAAAAAUCAACUGGAAAAGUGUGUAAUGAACAAAAUGUACAAACUGUUCUAAAGAAAAAAGGGAAUGUGAGUAGCAAUUCUGCAGCACAGCAAAAGGCUCAAAACACACCUACCAAUUCUCCCAAGAACCAAGGACCUCAGGGAGAAUCACCAAAUUCACUGAAAUCAGGGAUGUCUCCAAAACAUAAUGAAGACAAAAAUGUUUUGCAACAUCUAGUUCAGACAACACUCCCUGAAAAACAACCUUCAGCCAAGAAGAAGAGUGUUAAGCAGUCACAAACACCUGUAGCAAAAGCCACUGCAAAAGUAUCACCUAAAACUCCAGCUCCAUCAAAGCAUGCUGAGAUUAUGAAUAAUAAAGACCCAAAACCAAAACCAGCUGGGCAAUCUGUAUUAAAAUCUCAGUCCUCUGUCCAAAAACAUUCAAGGAGUGAAUCUCCUGUUGUCCAGAAGAAUGUGCACGCCCCUGAGCACAGAAGUUCAGGGCAGAAACUUGAAAAAAACAUGGCUGAUGCUGUGGCAGGUCAGCUUCAUGACAAUAAUGAAUGCUCUUCUGGAAAGCAAAGUGAAUCUUCAAAAUCUGUGAUGGAAAGUAGCAGCGAAAAUAAACUGCUGCCGUCUUGUCACCCCAAUAAAGAAAAAUUAUCAGAUUCUUCUGAAAAUGGGGAAUAUAAAAUACAAUCCGAAUCUUCCUCUCCUCUAAUUACAGAAAAAACUAUUUCUAAGGUGCACAUUUCACUGCAAAAUGAAAUGGAAGCAAGACAAAUCAGUGGAGAUCAGACUGGAGUUAAACAGAUUGAAGAUGCAGACAAAGAUGACAUUGCAGCUGAAUUUCACUGUCAUGCAGAGUCUUCCAGUGAUGGACACUCAGACUUUUCCAAGGAAACCAACCAAAAGGCUACUGCUUCAGGAGAACUGGCGAAACAUUCAAAAGCAACUAAAGUCUGUACUGAACAAAGUGAUAAAUUAAACUCCGAAACAGGUCCUAACUAUGGUGAAAAUGCUUUACCAAGUUUUUCCAGAACCAGUAAAGAGGAUGAGGCAUCGUCUCCUCAGAUUCAUAUGGAGGGAUUUCUUACAGCUGACGAGCUGUGUGAUACAUCAGCCUUGACUGAAUACAAAUCAGUUACAGCAGAUUUAGAUGAUGUUUCAGAAUGUUCCACAGAACAAAUAACAGAAAAAUGUUCACCUAGUUACACAGAGCCUAUAGAUCCUACAGAAAUGGCAGAAAACCAUGAAAAUGCAGAAAUUCCCUUCAUGGACCGCUGGAGUACUGGUGCACUAGAUCCAAAAGAGAGUCCUGAAUCAGAUACUGGCAGUGCCACCACAUCCUCUGAUGAUAUAAAACCAAGAUCAGAAGAUUAUGAUGCUGGAGGCUCUCAGGAUGAUGAAGGAUCCAAUGAAAGAGGGAUUUCUAAAUGCAGCACUAUGUUAUGCCACGAUUUUCUUGGAAGAAGCAGCAGUGACACAAGUACACCUGAGGAAUUAAAAAUUUAUGACAGCAGCCUAAGAAUAGAAGUGAAAAUGAAAAAAGAGGGUUCUGAUCUCUUCCGUGUUAAUUCAACGAGCGAUGAUGAAGUACCAAGAAAAAGACCUGAAAUUUGGUCCCAUCAGGAAAGUGCAAGGACCAAUACUAGGGAAAGCAAAAGUUCUGCUUUUGGCAAUGCACAGUUUACUCAGGAAGCAGAUCAAGUUUCUUCUUCUGCUGAUGAAACAGAAGAUGACAGAUCUGAAGCAGAGAAUGUUGCAGAAAACUUCCCUCCAUCAAAAGUUCCUGUUCAACAGUUCCAAGGAAUUGAUAAUUUAGCUUUUGAAGAUGCAACCGAAAAUGAUACUGCAAGUCAAGAGUUUUCUAAAACUAAAAAUUUCAAACGGUCUGUUUUACUUUCAGUGGAUGAAUGCGAAGAAUUGGGAUCUGACGAUAGAGUGGAAACUCAUACUUCGCGUCAGCAUUCAAUAGAUUCUCUUACUCCUUCAGAAGUAUUUGACAGUGUUUCUCAAGAGCACCAUGGAAAGACUUUUUAUUCAGAAUACUCACUGGAAAAUGAAGAUGGAAUCCUGGAUUGCAAACAGCGUAAGGAUAGAGACGAUAGAUCAGAUAAAAGUGAAAGUUCUCUCCUACAUGUUCAUGGCACUGGAAUCCCAGGAAAGGAGAAUCAAGGUGCUUCAGUGACUGAACAAGAUUGCCCAGAUUCAGCAGCUAGUCCAUGCCCAGGAGAAAAACAAAAAGUAAAUAUGAAGAAUGAGGCUGCUAGUGAAUUUCACCAGUGCAAUAAGUAUUUAGACAGUGAUGCAAAAUCUCAAGAAAGACCAUGUCAUUUGGAUCUUCAUCAGAGGGAAACUAAUUCUGAUGGGCAAAAGAGCAGCUCUGCAAAACCUAUAGAAGCCAGUAAGAAUCAGAUACUGACUCAGGAAGGUCAAGUGAGAGACAGUCAACCAGCAGCUACUGAAUGCGCUAAUACUGAUGUACUUCCAGGAGACAUAGAUGAUUAUGACACAAUGGCACAAACCUGCAUGUAUGAGCAUCGGCCUUCAAAAACCCUUUCUCCAAUAUAUGAGAUGGAUGUUGGAGAAGCAAUUGAGCAGAGGAUGGAUUCAGAAACAGCAGUUCUAGAUGUGGAUUUUGAAGAUCAGCAGUUUGCAGAACAGGACUGGACUCUUCUCAGGCAAUUGUUAUCUGAGCAGGACUCAAAUAUAGGUUUCAAAAACUCUGUUCCUGAAGACCUUAACUUAGCACAAUGUCUUAUCAAUCAGACACUGUUUCUGGCACGAGAUGGUUCGAAUCCUCAGGGUACAUCACAAGUUGACACAUUCAGUAGGUGGACUGAACUAAUGUCUCCACUUGAUGAUUCUUCAGCAAGCAUUACAGUGGCAAGCUUUUCAUCUGAAGACUGUUCGUCCCCUCAAGGGGAAUGGACAAUUCUUGAACUGGAAACCCAUCAUUAAGGUGAUCAAAUGUUUGCAACUGAACUCCAACCUAUUCCCCAAAUCUAUUUUUGAUGAGUUGUUUCCAUACAAUAAUGAAAUACUGCAUCAGUCAAGAACGAGCAAUUCUUGAUACUGAGGCAAUCUUUCUGAUAUAAUGAGGUAAAUAUGUUAAUUUAUAAUCUAGAUUUAAUCACAAGUACAAUAAUUUUUCAAGACUUAAAUGUAUGUCUUUUCUAAAAAUGAACUUUGAGCAUGUAUUUUCUAGAAUUGUUAGAAAAAUUAGAUGACAUGAGAGAAAAAUCGUGCUUUCCACCCUCCAUUUUAUCUUCCUUUCUGACAUUUAAUAUUCUUAUUGAGCAAGAAUUUAAAGGUGACUGCACGAUUAGUAGAGCCAUUCCCCUCCUUUUUUUCCCCCUCUCUAUAUGGUGACUUCAUUUUACAACAAUAAAGAUUCAGAAUGGUUGUGUCGAAAGGUGAUGUGUGCCAACGCUGCUUCAAAUGAUGGAAACAUAUACUUAAUCUUCAAAGAAAAUAUUUCAAUAUGAAUUUGCCUUAGGCCUUAUUAAUAUGAGCAGCUUGUUUCAUCUGUUUCUUCCAGAUUUUGUUUUUGUAUUUUUGGUUUGUUUUGUUUAGAAGUUUCCAAUAAAUUUUUUAAAUUGUCUUUCCUUUAAAUGUAAGACUUCAGCGGGUCUGUGCUAUAGGAAGAGCACUGUUUCUUUCUUGGAAAUGCACAUAUUUAAGUAAAUAUUUUUAAUGGCAUAGUGCAUGAAUAGAAUGCAGUUGGUAGAAUGCUGCUCCUGUUCUAAAAAACAGUAUAUCCAGUAUCUCCAAAAGUACAUCUCAGUCUGAAGUCAUGGUCAGUGUUACAUCAGAGGCCUGAUGUUGAACAGAAUUACCUUCAGGCUCCAAUUCAUUACACUUGCACCCUUCUGAUGCUGCCUGAGGCAUAGCAAGAUGCUCAGGAAUUUAGUUUUGUUUGUUCUUAGAUGCUACAUUUUUGGAGGGGUAAUGGAAUUCUUGCAUCUUGAUUAAUACCUCUAGUGUAGCUUUUAUAUUAAGACUAAAUGUCAACAUAACCAUUCUUCUGACUAAGAGUGAAAUAGGAUAUGCUUCUCAGUACUGUUCAUUCUGCUGCUUUUGGCUAUUAAUUUGGGUGUGGAUAGGACUGUUUAGUGUCUUUUCUAAUUUGAUGGGGGAGGAGGGGUGUGAGAAACUAUUUGUAAUUCUUACCAAAUCAGAACUCCUGAAACAUACAGGUUUUUUUCCCUGCUAAGGUUAGGCCCUCUAAGAUAUCUGCAUUAUGGAAAUAGGAGGGCUUGUCUUUCACACAGCUUAAAAUCUAAACGCAAAGUAUUCUACCUCCUCUUAGUCAUUAACAGAAGUGCCUUCAGAAGUGGGUGCCAUAUAGCAGUAAAAGGCUACUAACUUUUUUUUUUUAUUAAAACUAUUUAAGAUAAGUGCACAACUUAAGCUAACUGUAACCACUGAUAAUAUGGUCAGUUUUGCAAGCUUUUGCACAAUUCCAGCAGUGCACCUUAAUUUUCUUCAGAAACUUCAUUUCUUCGUUCAUAGUCAGAAAUUCUCAGUUGUGUGGAAAUAUGAAGCUGCCCCAGCAUAUGACUAAAGAAGUUAUGACUUGUCUUACCUUUGGACUUGACAUAAUAGAAAGCUCUGAGGCAAAAUAGUUUAUCUAGAAAGCUGCUUUGUUGAACUUCUGAUACAGAAGUAAAAGUGGUGUUUUAUUUUCCCCAAAUUAAAUGGAGGAAGACUUUUAUCUCGCUCUUUAAAAUCAAGGCAGGAAAAAAAAAAAAGGAAAACCUCCCUUUCUCUAUGUUAAUGAAGAAAAAGGACUUGAAACUCAUGAAAGGAAGUUGUUCAGUCUCAUAAGAAUAAUCUUUCCCCUAUUCUUUUAGCUUUUAACAGCACGAAUAGUUUGAGGUAUUAUAAUUUAAAAUACUGUAAAUGUAAUAUGCUGUCUUUACCCCACUCUUCAUAUUGGUUGAGUUAGAAGAACCUUUAGAAGUGUAGAUCAUCAAGAAAAUCUAUUUUUCACCUUCAAGUUUACAAGGUAUAUUGACAGUGGAUUGUCUUUUGGAUAAAUGAAAGAACUAUAGUAUUAGCCAUAGUAAAAGAUGAAGCUUUAGAGAAGCUCUUACAGAAGGAUGAGGAAUGGUGUUUUCUCAAUUUUUGAGUAAAAGACUAAAGUUGUUUAAAAUAAAGUUUAAUCAACUUGAAAAUCCUGAUGAUAUUCUGGUAGUGGGCAUUCACUUGUUAAAAUUAAAUGAUGGAAAGGAGAAGAUAAAGGAUUAGGAAAAAUGAUAGAAAGUGUAAGAAGGGUCCCUUUUGCCUAUUUUUUGCUUUACCCAUAUGAAAAAGUAACACUGAAAAGUGGCACACAAAGUCCCAUGUCUGUCAUGUGAAAUACAGUCAUGUAUAGGGAGGUUAAUUGGUUUUUUUCCUUUGCAUUUACUUUUCCAGUUCUAUGAAAAUUAAAUUAGCCUCUCUUUUCAAGUCCCCAGUGAUGUUGUUGCAAUUCCUUUAAUAGUUUUGCAGUAGACCAGAGAUUAGGAUUUGGUGUAUUGUUCGCUUGGUACAUUUGCAGCCAUAGAAUUCAGCUUCCCACAGCCAAAUAGUCUCUGUAGAAGUAGCAGGAAUAGAAGGCCGUAUUGUUUUUAAUUUGCGUUACCAGAGUGCCUGCGAGGCUUAAUCAGACCAGCGUCCCACUGGCUAGACAUUGUGCAAACACAGAACAAAAACAAGGACUUCCCACAGAGUGGUUAUAAUCCAAGUUAAGACAAAAGACAAAAAAAACAUGGAUGGAAAGGUAAAAUGGGAGUCUCGAUAUUUGUCUAGCUGAUUAGCAAUGGUUUCAGCACACCAUCAAUUUAAAUACUGUCUUUUUUUUAUUCUGUAUGUGUUAUGAGAAAAGGAGAUUGGAGGGUGAAAAUUGGAGGCUGGGUAAUGGGGGAGGUGUAAGGAUCUAUAUUCCUGACCAGCCCUGUAUGUCAUCUAAACUCUGUUCCUGUUUGACCUGAUUUAGUAGUCCCUCCUCAUUCAGGAGCGUGUUCAAGCUUUAAGCUGGUGUAGGUGGCUAUCUGUUUAACAGUAUCAGUCACUUGAAUUCUCCGGAGCCCUGCUCAAGCCUCCUGAUGGUGAUUUUGCCACUGUAUUGGCCUCUUCUCCAAAAUGAGAGAAUGGACAAAGGUUUGUUUGAAAACUUCUUACAUAAACAAUCAAAGCUAGUGUCAUGGGCUCCACGUGAAUAGUGAUAAAGAGGUCCUGAACGACCUCUAAAGAGGUGUGUACGUCUGAUGUGUACAUCUGAUGACACAGUGAAAGAGCACCAGUGGAGAAACUAAAUAAAAGAGAUGGCGUAGUCAAAAUAAUGUUUAAGAAUUUACAUUUGCGGUAGUACUUUGAAUGAGUAAGAGCAGUGAAAUUGCUUUGUCAAAGCCUGAGAAGACAAUGUUGCCGUCAACAGGUGAUACCGGUAGCUUACAAGAGAUUACGUGAAUAGGUAAAGCUGUCUGUAUCCUACAGGUAGCAAUGAGAAAUUUAGCGAAAUAUCAGUGAAAUUUAGAAGAGAGGACUCAGAAAUCAGAAUUUAAGAUAAUGACCCUGGUUUUGCCUACCUUGAAUUACAUGUUAUGAAAGUGGAAAAAUAAGGAAAGAUGUUUUCUGUGUAUGGAUGUAUUAAGUUUAAAAUAGGCUAGACCUCCAAAAGGUGAUGUCAAUAGGCAUAAUUAGUUUUUUUGCUUGGAAAAUUAGAGUCUAGUCUGGACUGGAGAAGCAGCCCUGCAGGUUUUUCACAUGUAGAUGCUAGCUAAAACAGUAUUUGUGGAAUAAAUCACCAACAGACAUACUGCAGAGACAAAAGAGUAGGAAAUUGAAGCCCAAAAGCUUAGACCACUACAGGAAACUGAAGAAAGUGGAGGCUCUUCCAAAUUAUCUGCUCAAAAAAAACCCAAACAAAAACCAAUUAGGGAAGCAAAGGACAAAGAUGGUGACAGAGUUCAAAUACAAGGAAAAAGCACUGUUGGCUUCAUUGAAGAUGGCCCCAAGACAGAUGAGUGUAAAAAUAGCAGUUUUGAGGCUGGUUAAGAACAUGUUCUUAAGGUCUGUGAUCAAAAUGAGAUACUGGCUUCCUCAGAAUGAAAGGCAGGCAGAUGCUGGUUUAGUAGCAUAUGACAGAAUUGCAGGAAGGAAACUGAGCUUAACCAUUGAGAGGGGCAACAGUUAGAAAAGCACAUCAGUUAAUAACCUGUUUUGUUUUGUUUUUUUAAAGGCAUGAGAUGAUACCAUAUUUAUAUAGUGUAGCAAAAGAAAUGAGGAGGCUAAGACCGAAAGAGAAGAUCAGGAGAGAUAAGUAUGCAUGAAAUGAGAUCAGCAGGCAGUCUGGGCUGCUACCACAAGUGAUCAGAUAAGAGCAUAAGAAAAGACAAGCACCUGCUGUUGUGGUAGGGGUAGUGGAAAGGACACUCCAAAUAUUCAUCAUUUUUCUGUUAGAAAAACUUGCUGUAGAAUCAUAGAAUUCCAGAGAAAAUGAGAAAAAUCAUAGAAUUACAGAAAAACACAGUCUUGAAGGGACCCCCAGAGAUCUCUAGUCCAACCUCCUGCUAAAAGCAGGGUAAUUUCAAAGUUAGAUCAGGUUGCUAGGGCCAUGUCAAGGUAUGUAGCAUGUAAAAUGGUAAUACAGGCAGCAGAGAGGAACAUGGUGCUCACAGGAAAUAGUUAUUUGAGAUUAAAAAUAUUAUAAAACUACUUUGGGUGUUGUUGGAAUAGAUUAGUAAUGAAGUUCAAGAAAUAUGGCUUGCUUGCAGUAUUUUUAAGUUCUGGAUUAUAUGUGACAGAACUGUGCACGUUUAAUAAUUUUUCUCCAUGCUUUACUUUUUAAGGUUUUAAAUUAUUUCAAAAUUAUGCUGAAUAUUUGAGUUUGCAAACUUUAUUAUUAUUUUUGAGGAAUUAGUGGGCAUGGGAACUUCUCCUGUUUCUCACACAGACUGUCCACAGGAUCUGUUCCCCUAACGUUGUCUAUCUCA